AUGGGCCAAAUCACUGCGCCUGACUUCAGAUUGGCGCACUCGCCUCCCAUGCUGAAUGGACACCUCUGCAGUUUCCUCAUUCGAAGGCGAACGGACGAACGCCUAGCACAUCAGGAGCAUUCUGGCUGCAUGGCUGCUGGCUCACCCUCCGGCUCUAGAUCGCUCUCGAGUCUGGACUCGUGACCCCUUUCGGCCCGGGGUUGCGUCUGCUAGCUGGUCCUCGAGAAAAGCAGGACGUACGUGCGCUGAUGUGCCCUUUGGUCUCUUUCCCCCUCCUCCCUUCUCACAUUUCCCGAAGUGGCAUAUCUGCGUGA
This is a messenger RNA of Ceraceosorus bombacis, 314 nucleotides long. NCBI's taxonomy places the organism in Eukaryota, Fungi, Basidiomycota, Exobasidiomycetes, Ceraceosorales, Ceraceosoraceae. The record is from the annotation of a GenBank genome assembly.